Diutina rugosa is the source of this 651-nucleotide messenger RNA. Its product is annotated as Zn(II)2Cys6 transcription factor domain-containing protein. Gene Ontology annotation, biological process: regulation of transcription by RNA polymerase II. The transcript has a single exon. Bases 1 to 651 code for a protein of 216 amino acids. Gene Ontology annotation, molecular function: DNA-binding transcription factor activity, RNA polymerase II-specific; zinc ion binding. The record is from RefSeq and is a predicted model, not a curated record. NCBI's taxonomy places the organism in Eukaryota, Fungi, Ascomycota, Pichiomycetes, Serinales, Debaryomycetaceae.
AUGUCGUCGCCGACGAAAGCCAAAGUUCGCAAACCGCACCGCAAGCUGAGACUCGGGUGCCUGACGUGCAAAGCCCGCAAAAUCAAGUGCCUGGAGACGAUGCCCAAGUGCCACCAAUGUAUGAAAUCCGGUAGGCGGUGUGGGUUUGAGGAUAUGGACGAGGAGACCAAAGCUAAUCACCGAGCGGCGCAGCGACUCAACGAGGCGAUUGCUAACUCUAGGGUAGAUGUCAGCCCUAAGGAAAAUGGUCAACCGGUUAAUACCAAAGAUACUGUUAAUGGUGGUGGUGGUGGGACCAAAAAACCGUCAAUUCUGGUCGAUACAGGCUCACUGCGAGUGAACCCGUUAAUCACCCAAAUGUCACCCAAUUUAACACCACUGCAACUGGAAACAAGCCAUCUUAGCCCCUGGAUCGAUACCCAGGACUUCUAUUCGAGUGACCGGCUGCCUACCAGUCAAAAUGGUAGUCAACACGGUAGCUAUACUGGCAGUCAAACUGAUAGCCAAUUGGUGCUGCCGGUGAGUCCCAUGAUUACGAACGACGAUGAUGAGAUAAUCAAGUACUUUGAGAGCGAAUGGCUGCGACUAGCCCCGCCAAACCCCUCGCAAAACGGGUACGCCGACUACACCGGCUACAACUCCUAUAACUAA